AUGUUGCGCACCUCCACACUUGCGGCCUUACUGGCACAUCGGGCGUUUGGUUACGACCAGGUCCUCGGAUUCAACAGCGCCGUGCAGCGCGAGAACCGUACACUUGAUGAGAUCUACCAGGCUGCUCUAGCAGAGGGCGACGUCGUCACGGUUUGGCACGGCGGCGACGAAAAGCACCAGCAGGACGGGUUGAAAGGGGCGUUUGAGGAGAGGUUCCCAGGCAUCACCCUCAACAUCACAGUUGACUUGUCAAAGUACCACGAUGUGAGGCUGGACGAGCAGCUCGCAGCUGGCAGUGACGCUGUGUACGUGGAUAGCGUCAUUCUUCAAACCCUGCACGACUACCCUCGAUGGGCACAAGAGGGCGCCCUGUUAAACUACGCACCCAACGGUUUCGACGAGAUUGAUGGUACUUUCAAGGAUGACAAUGCGGCCUGGUAUGGUCUCUUCUUUUUCUUCUGGUCCGGGGCCAUUAAUACACAGAAGCUUCCCGGAGUCGAGGCAGCUACCGAGUGGGAAGACUGGUUGCGCCCAGAGUUCAAGGACAAGCUUGUCCUGACAUACCCCAACGACGACGACGCCGUGCUUUUCGCCUUCAACCUGAUCUUACAACAGUAUGGCAUUUCCUGGUUCGAUGCCCUGCUCGAGCAGAACCCGCAGUGGGUGCGUGGCACCGCGACACCAUCGACAAUCGCUGGCCAGGCCAACAGCACUCGAGCAGCCUACUUCGCCGCUGGAGGAGGAUUCGGCGCCAGCCCUCCCUUCAACUUCACGCAUCCCACGACUGGCAAGUACGUCUCUUGGGCUCAGCAAGGUGCCAUUCUGAAAGAUGCACCCCAUCCUGAGGGAGCCAAGCUCCUCCACAACUUCAUCCUCAGCCCCGAGUACCAGGCUCAACUUGGCACCUGGCCGAUCCGACGCGAUAUCCCGGCACCUUCAGGAUUCCCCGAUCUUCAAAGUGAGACGGCGACCAACCCGGCCGGCUUCCAGAAGUUCAUGGCGGACCGAGCAUUGGUCGAGAGACUCAGGUUCUUUUUUGAGAGUCGCAUUGGUUCUGCUCAAGGACUGAGCCCUCUUGAAGACGACAUCUAG
Truncatella angustata is the source of this 1092-nucleotide messenger RNA. RefSeq lists its product as uncharacterized. NCBI's taxonomy places the organism in Eukaryota, Fungi, Ascomycota, Sordariomycetes, Amphisphaeriales, Sporocadaceae. The record is from RefSeq and is a predicted model, not a curated record. The coding region runs from base 1 to 1092 and encodes 363 amino acids. The transcript has 2 exons.